ACCAACGCACCAGGACAGAAAUUAAAGCUUCGAAGAAAGCUGCUAGUGGAUUUGACAGUGGCGUUGCAAUCGAUGCAGUUGUACGCAUAUCAGUGUAUUUAAGGACAAAAUGGUUUGCCAGAACAAGCAAUGAGAGCAGAGCAUAUGAUCGAAAGCAACUGCUAGCUGUAGACAAAGUUGUGAGAUAACAGAGAACGCCUACAGCAGAAAGCAAUGAUCUGUAGAUAAUUUCUGGCGUGAAAAUUGGUGUUACAACAUUGAGCGAAUGAAAGAUUAAGUAAAAAUUGUGAGGCUGAGAAAAUGGAUUUUUUCUAAUGCUCCGAUUGUUUGAAGAGGGUCUGAUUCUGCAACGAUGAAGUCAUAAAAAUCUAUAUAGUGAUCAUCAUUAUUUAUCCGGCUAACGUACCAUCUAUGUGAGGCUGUUUUCUACAUGGCACGCCCGUUUCUAUUGGAUUAGAGCGUCACCCUCAACAGUAUGACAUUCAACUGGUGUCGCUUAAAGUUAGACGAUACUGGCGGUGAGCAGGGCAAAUAGUUGCUAAAGCAAGUAAAGAUCUAUCGAAUUCAACAUUUCUACGACGUUAAGCUUUUAUCAUUGACAAGUCAACAAUAUCUGAGGUUGUGUUUUUCCAAAGUUGGUAGAAAGGACAAUGUAUUGGCGGCAGCCUACUCGAUACAGACAGUGCCAUGGAACACAAGCAUGAAAAUAGAACAGAGAUCAAAUAUUUGAAAAACGCACACGAAGGCAAUACGAGUUUAUAUUCCAGUCAUAAUACAGAUAUCAGAACAUUGAACAUAAAUCUUUGGUUCUAGGACAGUAGCAAUUGUUGGCUAAGUAAAAAAUUCGAACGCCAACUACAGAAUUUAUGAGUGACAAUUUUCAGGAAAAACCAGCCAACCCAAUUGCUAUUGAAUAUUAAAAUGGAGAUGUUGAGUAACUCGUCAAAUGGGACGACACAAAAAAACCUUGCAUCUGUGCAACGUUCUACCAAUGUUUACUACGGAUUGAAUUUAUAUGACUAUAUUUUGAUUGCUAUAGCUGUUUGUAUAGUAAUCAUGAACAGUUAUGUUGUUUCAGUGUUUCUUCGUAAAAAAAACUUGCGAAGGAAUUCAAGCCUGCUCUUACUCAGCCUGGCAUUGGCAGAUCUUUUUACAGGACUGGUCACUGUUCCUCUUAUAAUAGCAGGGACUGUAUUAAGACAAAUCGACUUCAAUCGGUUUAUAAUUGUGUUUCUGUUAGGCGACGUAGCAACUGUAUUAUCCGCAUCCCUCACUAUUCUAAGUUUAUGCGCUAUAACAAUGGACCGUUACGCGCGCCUUUGCUUUCCAGUGCGACAUUUCGUGUUACUCCAACGUCAACGAGUCAUAACUGUAUUUUGUAUGAUUUGGGUCGUGGCCAUUUCUUAUUCUCUGAUUCCAUUUGCCUGGCUUCACAUGAUUCUGCAAGACAACCCAUCAGAAGAAACAUACGAAGCAGUUAUAUCACAUGAUACAAGAUACGCAACUGCUGGAGCCAUCAUCUUCAUAGUGCCAGUGUUGGGCCUAACUGCUGCGUUUACGCAUAUGUUCUACGCAAUUCAAAAGCUCGGUAGCAACGAGCGCAGACGAUCAAUUAGGCAAUAUGAAGAGUCAUUGCGGCGCAAAAGGGAGCGGAAAGCAGUUAUUAUAUUUGUACUUAUGUUUGCGGCAUUUGUCAUCUGCUGGGCACCAUGGAUCAUACUUAGGCCCUUUAGUGAUGACGUCUUCUCCAAAAUCCCGGUUCACUUCCUAAAUGUGGCUAUGCUGAUUCGGUUUCUUACAUCUAUAUUCAAUCCACUUAUGUACACGCUUCAAGAAGCUGAGUUUUCUCGGGCAUUUAUGUUAGACAAGAACAUAUUGGUGGCCUUUUUUCGAUGUCAGUCUUAUAAUAGUAGAAGGGGGACUUUCUCAGGGGAAACGGAUAGUUUUUACAAGAGAUCGUUCCUAAAGUCGAGUGGAAAAGGUAGUUCGAUACAAAAGGAUGAAAGCCACCAUGAACCUGCGAAUAUUGUGUACUCACCCGUCGUUCACAAUGGACAUUUGCAUCCAGGCGAUUUGCAACGUGAAAAUAUAAAGCUUCAGUCACUGAAACAAAGAGAAGUAGAGAACGAUCAAAACCUUCUCGACUUUCCAUACGAAGGCACAAAGCUUUUACCGCAGUUAGUGCUGCGUGAACCAAGCCUGGUGAACAUAUCUGCUGUAAAUGACCCAUCUGGAGAAGAAAAUUCAAUAAAUGCUGAUGAAGUCAGCGGUACAACUGACAGAUUCAAAGCCCAGAUUGAGUUACCAAAAAAACUUAUGACUCAAACAAGCAUAUACGAUAACGUAGAAAACAUCUCGAAAUGUGAUGCCAAAACUGAAUCAGUAAUGUUCAAAGCAUCGGAGGACAUUCUCGCGUUCAAAGACUGGGGCAAUAAUGAAGCAUUUACUGAUGAAACCGAGAAAAUGCUACAAGACGGUUGGGGCUUUGGCAGUGGGGACUGCACGACAACGCAUAAACCGGCACUAGAUGCCCAUGUGGAGAAUAUUAAAAAUGACAGGACGCAAAAAACUGCUGAGCUACUGAAGAUAUCAUUCAUAGGAAAAUUAUUUGACGCUAACAAUUUGCAAUCUCAGGUGACACGAGCAUAGAACGAAGGAGACAAAGGUAGCAAUUAUAAAAUGUUUGUAAGAUUUUGCUUUUGUUAGAAAAUACUCUUCAGGUUCUUCGUGUAGGAGUAAACUGGCAUAAAUCACUUUAUGUUCAUUAGUGACGAUAGAAAAAUCUUUUCUCGGGUAUGAGUAAUUAAUGACGUUCAUAUGAAUUUAUAUGCUGUUUCAACAAUGUUGGAAGGAAGUGCUAAUAAGCUACAAGGGGCGAUCGUACAUUAAUGCUUCUUAAAAAGUAUUUGUAUUACAAUUACACCAUACUGUUGGAUUUUACAGAAAUAUAGAAAAAACAGUCCAGAAAAGACAUCAAAUUGGCAAAUGAGUUUUUACCUGUGAACCGUCCUAACUUAAUGGUCAAUACUUUGAUGCCCACCUUAAUUGAUUGAUACCUGUAUGAAGGAAACAAGUCAUCAAACGUUUGAUCGUUUUCAAAUGCUUAACAAGUCUUUAACUUGAUCAGUUAUGAAGCCCUUUCAAAAAUCAGUUAUAAGUGUCCUGAUUAAUUGUGAUCUACUUUUAGAUUGUUUUGCUUAUGAUGCAUUAAACAUUGUAGAAUCCCUAAGCAAAUUAUAGAGUUGGAAUAAUAAUCAAUCGUAUAAUCUACAAAAAUUGUCAUCGAACUACAACAAUUGCUUACCGUAGUUUUAUACAAAAGUGCUUCUGAAGAUACAACAUCCAUUUUUUGUAUUUAUCUUUUGAGCAUGUGGCCGUUUUGUAGAAUAUAUCUACUGAUUUGAUAACAAAUAAAUAAAUGUAAAUAAAGUAAGAUAGGGUUGAAAUUCCAGUUUCUCCAAAAUGAAAUUGAACCAGCUAAACCUCCUUUUCCAUUUCGCCUAAUAAUAGACCAAAAUAUUUUACGAAAGUCAAAUUUAAUGCUAAAAACUUUUAACGAUCACCAAGCACCAAUUACUAUCCCCUUGGCCCUGUCUGGGAAUAGAACAGAGACACAUCUAUAUAUAUUUAGGGAUGCACUCAAAGAGAUCCAUCGUUAAUAAAAGUCUGUUCAAGGAAUAAUACCGUAAAAGCUCUAUUAAGUCUCCCUCUCUAUCAAGCAAAAACUUUAAAUAAGCCCCCUCUAUAUUGAGCCCCCCUCUCUAUUAAGCCCCCCAUUUUAACCUUUGAUGUCAAACAUAGAAAACAUGUGCAUUUAGUGGGUCUCUUGAAGGGUGUGACGAUAAUAAGAUCGUGUGCAUUAAAUACGGCCUAUGUAAAGACUAACUUGUGUGACAUAGUAGUCAGUUGAAUUUAUUUUGAAUAUGUCCAAGGGUUGGUUAUCAAUUUAUCCUGGUGAUGUUGAUGAAGAUGAGGACCUUAUAAUAGAUUGAUUAAACUUUCGAAGCUGCUAGCGAAGUUUUCUGAGAACAUUUGUAUGACGUUUUUAUAAAAAAAUAGACAAGGGAAUUUUUGAAACAUUACUUACUUCAAGUUUUUAAUUAGCCCCCUCUCUAAUAAACCCCCCUCUAGGACUGACAAAAUAAAUAAGCCCCCAGAGGGCUUAAUAGAGAUUUUACGGUACCUUCGAAACGCAAAAAAUCAUAUUGAUCCUUUUUUUAAAAAGAGAAGAAUUGUUUUUAUGAAGAUAAUCAACUUGUUCUUAUCAAGUAAAGGCACCCUUGAAAUCUGUUUUUUAUCACGUACGUGGCGAAAUUACAUACAGGCGCUGAUCUAAUUUCUUGCAAUUUUUUUUAAGGCAGUUGGCGAUAAAAAAGUUUUUUUGCCCCUAAGUGAAAGCCUUUGCUCUUUUGCAAACGUCCACUCACAUUGAUUUAAAUAACUUUUUUGAAGAAAAUUGGGUAUGAAAUAGAUGGCUUCAAAAAGGGUGCAGUACAUGUGGAAGCUACAUCGCAAAGCUUGAGGGGUGUUUCACUCUUUCAUAAAAGCGUACGAGA
This is a messenger RNA of Rhopilema esculentum, 4556 nucleotides long. Its product is annotated as beta-2 adrenergic receptor. Lineage: Eukaryota; Metazoa; Cnidaria; Scyphozoa; Rhizostomeae; Rhizostomatidae. The record is from RefSeq and is a predicted model, not a curated record. Gene Ontology annotation, biological process: G protein-coupled receptor signaling pathway. Gene Ontology annotation, molecular function: G protein-coupled receptor activity. Gene Ontology annotation, cellular component: plasma membrane.